AUGUCUGGAUCUUCCCAGAACAAGAACAAACGCGCUUCUUCUCCGCUGUCCUCCCGCUCGCCUCCUGAUUCCGUCCACUCGGUUGACGACGGCGACCAACUCGAUCUUCAGGACGACGCCGAUGCCGUCCUCGACGAUGACCCGAUUCACGUGCAGCAAUUAAACCCACCGCUGUCGUUUAAGCGGAAGAAAAGGGUCCCUUCGCAGUCGACGCCGUCCCGCCUCUUCACCAGCCUGACCGGUGGUUUGCCCUCCGGCCAUGCAUCCCAUCCCUCUCAUGCUGCCGGCCCCUCGCAGCGAGCCGGCCCGAGCAACAUCGAUGGUGCGAGCAAAGAUAACCUUUCCCUGGAUUGGCAUGUCGAGGGUCCUGGCCGGCGGGUCGGAUAUGAAGACUUGACCGCCAUCGACUGGAUUUUCGAGUACACCAAGGAGCGCCAGCGGCUACGGGUCCUUUCCUCCAGCGCAAGUGGCUUGGUGGGAUAUCUGCGGCUCCUUGCCGAUGCUAGCCAGAUAUGGAUCGUCCUCCUCCUCACCGGCAUGCUCGUCGGCGCGAUCGCAGCCGGCAUUGACGUCACCACCAACUGGCUGGGCGAUCUCAAGCUGGGCUUCUGCUCGAGCGGACCCGAGGGCGGCCACUUCUACCUCAACAAGAGCUUCUGCUGCUACGGAUAUGAUCAGGGCUCCAAGUGUGCGGGAUGGAAGUCGUGGAGCGAUGCUCUGGGCAUCCAUGCCGCCGGUGGCAAAUGGAUCAUCGGAUACCUCUUCUACGUCGCCUUCUCCAUGACUCUAGCCUACUGCGCUGCGGUUUUGGUCCAGGAGUACGCCGUGCACGCGAAGCAUAGCGGCAUCCCCGAGAUCAAGACCGUCCUGGGCGGCUUCGUCAUCCGAAGGCUUCUGAGCACCUGGACGCUGAUUCUCGCCGUUGGCUCUGGCAUGUGGCUGGGCAAAGAAGGUCCUCUCGUUCACGUUGCUUGCUGUUGCGCGAACCUGUUCAUUAAGCUCUUCCGCAAUAUCAGCGACAAUGAGGCUCGGAAGCGAGAAGUGCUCUCUGCUGCGGCAGCGUCGGGGAUAUCCGUCGCCUUUGGCUCGCCCAUCGGCGGUGUCCUGUUCAGUCUUGAGGAAUGUUCCUCCUGGCCCCGUAUUGCAUUACCCGACGAUUGUACUGACCUCAUGCAGCAACUGUCAUACUAUUUCCCCGACAAGACCAUGUGGCAGAGCUUCGUGUGCGCCAUGACGGCCGCAGUUGCUCUGCAGGCCUUUGAUCCCUUCCGCUCCGGCAAGCUUGUCCUCUACCAGACCAAGUACACGGCCGAGUGGCACAGCUUCGAGUUCGUGCCCUACGCGCUCCUCGGCAUCUUUGGCGGAGUCUACGGCGGCCUCUUCAUCAAGGCGAACAUGACCGUCGCCCGGUGGAAGAAGGACAGGGGCUGGGUGCCGGGCCCUAUCGUGCAGGUCCUCGCUGUCGCCCUCCUGACGGCCCUCAUCAACUACCCCAACUUUUACAUGAAGGUACAGACUUCGGAGCUAGUCUCGAACCUCUUCGCCGACUGCUCGCGCGUUCUCGACGACCAAAUUGGCCUCUGCAAGACGGGCGCCGCCUCCGCCAGCACUAUUAUUUUGCUCGUCUUCGCCGCCGUCCUCGGCUUCGUCCUUUCCGCACUCACCUUUGGUCUCCAUAUUCCAGCCGGAAUCAUCCUUCCGUCCAUGGCAAUCGGUGCCCUCACGGGCCGCGCCGUCGGCAUCAUCAUGGAGAUUUGGGUCUCCAACCACCCCAAGUUUUUCGUCUUCUCAACCUGCCCUCCCGACGGGGCGUGCAUCACGCCCGGCACCUACGCCAUCAUCGGAGCCGCGGCCGCCCUCGCCGGCGUGACCCGUAUGACCGUCUCCAUCGUCGUAAUCAUGUUUGAGCUCACCGGCGCCCUCACCUAUGUCUUGCCCAUCAUGGUGGCCGUCAUGAUUUCCAAGUGGGUUGGCGACGCAUUCUCGAGGCGCGGUAUCUACGAGUCGUGGAUUCAUUUCAACGAGUACCCCUUCCUCGACAACAGCGAGGAGACCACCAUUCCCGACCUAUCCGCGAGCGACAUCAUGACGCGCAUCGAGGACCUUGUCGUCCUCACCGCCACUGGCCACACCAUUGCCUCACUCAACACCGUCCUCGAGAUGCACCAGUACCGCGGCUUCCCCGUCGUCUCCGAUCCGCGCGAGGCCAUUCUUCUCGGCUACAUCUCCCGUGCGGAGCUUAGCUACAACAUUCGUAACGCAACCCGUCCGCCGCGCGCUCUCGGCCCCGAGACCGAGGCCUUCUUCUCGCACCAACCCCUCGCCGAUCCGCGCACCACUCUCGACCUUCGUCCUUGGAUGGACCAGACACCCCUCACAUUGUCCUCUCAGACGAGCCUCCACCUCGUUGUUACCUACUUCCAGAAGCUGGGCCUGCGGUACGUGCUGUUCAAUGACCGGGGCGUCCUCCAGGGACUCCUCACCAAGAAGGAUGCCUGGUACGUCCUCGACGGCGCGGAUGAGACGCGACGCACCGAAGGUUCCAUCAUCACCGGGGGAGGCGCUGGCGUGAGUAACGGAAAUGGGCUGAGGCGUGACCGUGACGAGAACGAAGAGAGAGCCUUCCUUCGCGAGGAGGAGGCUAUGGACGACCGGGAGGAUGGUGAGCCGAUGCUAUAG
Drechmeria coniospora is the source of this 2679-nucleotide messenger RNA. Its product is annotated as voltage-gated chloride channel. The record is from RefSeq and is a predicted model, not a curated record. Gene Ontology annotation, molecular function: voltage-gated chloride channel activity. Gene Ontology annotation, biological process: transmembrane transport; chloride transport. Gene Ontology annotation, cellular component: Golgi apparatus; membrane; early endosome. Bases 1 to 2679 code for a protein of 892 amino acids. The transcript is spliced from 5 exons. NCBI's taxonomy places the organism in Eukaryota, Fungi, Ascomycota, Sordariomycetes, Hypocreales, Ophiocordycipitaceae.